UAAAAACAUAUUUUUCAAGGAAUGGUAAUUUUGAACAUAUUUAUGAUAUUUGGGGAAACGUUAAGCAUAGAAAAGAAAUUGAGGGUCUAUGUGCAUGCAAGAUUUCUUUAAAAGACAAGAGUGAUGAUGCAAUAAAAGGGUUGAAUCUUCUACCCUUUUUUGUCCAUAAGAAAAGUAGCAGAAAGAGACACUUGAACCACUUUAUAUAAUUGGGUGCUUUCUCUCCAGGCUCUCAAUCUCACAUUCAUAUAUUUCUUAUCUGCAACAAUAUGACUCUUCAAACACCCCUUGUUGAUAACAGAACCGAAAGGGAGAGGGCUAUUGAUGAAUGGCUUCCGGUUUCCUCAUCCAGGAACGCAAAAUGGUGGUACUCCGCCUUCCACAAUGUUACUGCUAUGGUUGGAGCCGGUGUUCUCAGUCUCCCUUACGCCAUGUCUGAACUUGGAUGGGGUCCUGGUGUAUCAGUACUGGUGAUAUCAUGGGUUGUAACUCUAUACACAUUAUGGCAAAUGGUUGAGAUGCAUGAAAUGGUACCUGGGAAACGAUUUGACAGAUACCACGAGCUAGGCCAGCAUGCUUUUGGCGAAAAGCUUGGUCUUUACAUAGUGGUUCCACAGCAGCUCAUUGUUGAAGUUGGGGUCAACAUUGUGUAUAUGGUAACGGGAGGAAAAUCUUUGAAGAAAUUCCAUGAUCUGAUUUGCAAUGACAACUGCAAAGACAUCAAGCUCACCUAUUUCAUCAUGAUCUUUGCUUCUGUCCAUUUCGUGCUUUCCCAUCUCCCCAACUUCAAUUCCAUAUCUGGAGUGUCUUUGGCUGCAGCAGUCAUGUCCCUCAGUUACUCUAUUAUUGCGUGGUCAGCAUCUGUGGCAAAGGGUGUGCAGCCAAACGUAGAUUAUGGAUAUAAGUCUAGUACCACUGCAGAUAAAAUAUUCAACUUCUUUAGUGCAUUGGGUGAUGUCGCUUUUGCAUACGCUGGUCACAACGUGGUGUUGGAGAUUCAAGCCACCAUUCCUUCAACCCCCGAGAAACCUUCAAAGGGUCCCAUGUGGAAGGGAGUAGUUGUUGCUUACAUCAUUGUAGCUAUUUGUUAUUUCCCAGUUGCCCUCAUAGGCUACUGGAUUUUUGGAAACGAGGUCUCAGACAAUAUUCUUAUCAGUUUAGAGAAACCUACAUGGCUCAUAGCUAUGGCUAAUUUGUUCGUCGUCAUUCAUGUUAUUGGAAGCUAUCAGAUUUAUGCAAUGCCAGUAUUCGAUAUGAUCGAAACUGUGCUUGUCAAGAAUUUGAACUUCACCCCUAGCUUUACGCUUCGCUUUAUCACCAGGAAUCUUUAUGUUGCAUUAACAAUGUUCAUUGGCAUUUGCUUCCCUUUCUUUGGUGGACUUCUGGGUUUCUUUGGUGGAUUCGCAUUUGCCCCUACGACCUACUUUUUACCUUGCAUCAUGUGGCUUACCAUCUAUAAACCAAAGAAGUGGAGCUUAUCUUGGAUUACAAACUGGAUCUGUAUCGUACUAGGGGUUGCUUUGAUGAUUGUAUCACCUAUUGGGGGGUUAAGGCAGAUCAUUGUUGAAGCCAAAGACUACGAGUUCUUCUCUUAAAAAGCUUAAAUGAAAACUAGCAGGUUGAGGUUGAUGUAUCCAACUUGCCCCAUAUGAAAUUAAAGAAGAUUGUAAUAGUAUGUGGAGGUAUCAAUAUUCAUACAAGGGGGAGAUCCCUUUUAAGUUAUCUUAAAGAGAGYAAGUAUAUGCAUUUAUAGAUUGUUUAGAAGGGAAAUGGUCAUGGAAUUAGUCAAGAAACUUACUUGCAGAAGUUCCAACCCUUCAAUUCAUUUUUACCGUCAUUGUGUGUGUAUCUGUAUACGUAUUUCCACUGUAAAUUCAUAAUGAUAUACAUGUGAAUUAUAUUCUGAAAUUCAAAUUGCUAUAUGAAAAAGGGCAGC
This is a messenger RNA of Cynara cardunculus var. scolymus (artichoke), 1936 nucleotides long. Its product is annotated as lysine histidine transporter 1-like. Bases 270 to 1595 code for a protein of 441 amino acids. NCBI's taxonomy places the organism in Eukaryota, Viridiplantae, Streptophyta, Magnoliopsida, Asterales, Asteraceae. The record is from RefSeq and is a predicted model, not a curated record. The transcript is spliced from 8 exons. Gene Ontology annotation, cellular component: plasma membrane.